UAUUCGACAACGAUAGGAAUCUGUCACCCCUGUUUUAAAAAUGAACUCGCUCCAUGUUGACAUUCCUAAUUGACAAUAUGCAGUGAUUGACAACCAUGUAAACAUUAUAGAAAUUUCAAUCACGUGUAUUUUUUUAAAAUUUCUGAUCAGGUAAAUACUUUUGUGUAAAAAAAAUGACUUAAAGUGCACAGGAUUUGUUUUAUUGUUAUGGUUUGGUCAGUGUGUAAUCAUAAACUAAAUGCUCAGAAAACAGUUGUGUGGAAGAAGUUUUUGAAGUUUUAAUGGACUUCCAGAUAAAUAAAACUGGUCUUUCAAAUACUUAAUUAUGGGGUCUGGUUCAAGUAAAGAGAAAUCCCCACCUGUUCAUAAUGUACAACCUAGAAGGGCUGACAAUGUAUCGAAAGGAAAUAAACCAUUAAAAAACAACCAAUCGGAUAGAAAUGUAACACAAGAUUCUAAACAAAGUGUGAAAACUGAUAUAAAAAAGAGUAACAUUAAUGAUAGUCGAACAGUUCAAAAUAAUGUGACUGCUAAUGGCAAAAAUAACUCAACAUUCCAAAGAAAACCCGCAGAAAAUGUGAACAGUAAAAAACAAAUGGAACUCGGCUCUUUUGAAAGUGAUUCUGAAGGAGAAGAUAUAGACGCUGUGUUAGAAGCAACGAAAAACGAAUACAACCGAAACCAAGAACAACGAUUAAGAAAUAAUAACAAUGAACAAGUCAGUUAUCCAGAGACUUAUGCUCAGAGAUUACAACGAGAACAGUACAAGCAUGAGCCUCGACUUGGGCUCGCUCGACAAAAAACCAUCUACAGAAAUCCAGAAGAAUGGGAAAUUCAAGAGAUUUUAGAUUUAAAUAUGAAAGAGGUGGAGAACUUUGAUGUGUCCAGAUUUAAGCAGGCAAAUGUUCACAAAGCCCCACCAGUACAGAGUGAUGUCGAUGAUAUAUAUUCGCCACGAGAACCCAGUGAACCUGUGAUGUACAGUAGCUCCAUUGAGAGACAGAAGUCCUUGCCACACUACGACACCUCUGAGGAAAUGUUGUUGGCCGAGAUAGAGCAGGAUUUUUGACCUCCCCGACUGCCUGGCAACUGGUUGCUAUGGAGAUUGAAAGAGAAUACAACUUUGACAUCUCAUCUGUUUGACAUUUCCUGGCAACAUGGGGACUCGGAAACUAAAUCAACCUUAUGUACCUGAAAUGCUGUGUUUGCUCACAUUGUCACUAAGGAUACUGAUAGAGAGUUGGACCCUUGACCUCCAAUUCAUGACAUUGACCUUCAAGACUAUGUUGUUAGAAGAUGAUCAUUGAAAUGCCAUUAUACAUCAAGACUUUCUUUCUCCUUCCACAGAAAUACAAUUCAACUUUUGACCUUCCUCAAUUAAGACAUUUCUGUAGCCAUGGAAACAAAAAAAGAGCAUCAGUGUUUAUUCACAUGUUCCCUAGCUAUAUUGCCCGGGAAAGCUUUGCAACAGGGAAGGACAUUUGACUUUCACUUCAGUUGUUCUGGAUUUAUGUUCAUAAAAGAUACACUCUACACAUACAGCAUAUUCAAUCAGGUUUUUGCUACAUUCAGGAAUAGAGACUUAUACUAUUGUAGUCUGUUUCUUUGCAGGCAAGAUUGCAGUCGCCCGACCCGGGGUUCUUUCAGUAGAACAAGACAGGUCUGGAAUUAUUUUUAUGACUGAGCAAUGACUUUACUUAAAUAUAACAUAUCUUUUUGUCUGCUUGUUUGUUUUUUCACUUGAGUUGAUAUGUUUUUGGUUAGUUGGUUAGUUGGUCGGGCGACAGCUAUCAAAUCUUUUUCUAAAGGAUGCCCUAAUGGUUGUAUAAUUGUUUAAAAAUUUAAACUCUUAAUAUUUAGUAACUUGUUGAAAAGAUUGACCAUUUAAAACUGGAAAUAAUAAGUUUGAAUAGAUUUAAAGCUUUUAAGAUAAAUGCAAUCAAUUUAUUAAACUUAACAGAAAAAUUGUGUUGUAAUGUCAAUAUGCACUUGAAAGAAUCCGGAAACUAUACAGCUAUUUUUACACAGCAAGCUAUUUUUAUAAACUUCUUUCAGUUCUGCACAAUACGUUAUUGUUUUUCACUGCUGAAAUUUUGUUCAAUAACUUGUUAUUUUAGUGUCAUUGUUUUAUCAUGAUGUAUGUACUUGUCUUCCAUUAGACAUUAGUCGACUUAUUGGUAAUCUAUUUUUUUCUGUUAUAAAACUGUAAAAUGUUCUAUAUUUGUGAGAUUCCUAUCAUAAGUUCUCUUAACCCUUUGCAUGCUGGGUAAAUUGUCGUCUGCUCAAAAAUGUCGUCUGGUUUACUCUAAAUUUCUUUCAAUUUACUUAAAACUUUGGGGAUAUAUUGACUGAGUGGCAAACAGCUUGGAACCUGACCAGACGCCGAGUUACUCGGUGUCUGGUCUGGUUCCAAGCUGUUUGCAAAGCCUUUAGAAUUGCCAU
Messenger RNA from Mya arenaria, 2442 nucleotides. RefSeq lists its product as uncharacterized. The transcript has 6 exons. The record is from RefSeq and is a predicted model, not a curated record. NCBI's taxonomy places the organism in Eukaryota, Metazoa, Mollusca, Bivalvia, Myida, Myidae. Bases 326 to 1069 code for a protein of 247 amino acids.